This is a messenger RNA of Suillus bovinus, 2216 nucleotides long. Its product is annotated as glycosyl transferase family 90-domain-containing protein. Lineage: Eukaryota; Fungi; Basidiomycota; Agaricomycetes; Boletales; Suillaceae. Bases 195 to 2066 code for a protein of 623 amino acids. The transcript has 6 exons. The record is from RefSeq and is a predicted model, not a curated record.
UUCUCCCGGCUUUCUACCUGAUACAGAAAAACCAAACACAUGAAUUUGGGUGCCAGCUAACUUAUAAAAGAUUAUCAUCUCCGGCCAGUGAUCCGACGAGCUUCUAUAGCUACCUCCCUAAGUAACCUGUCAGCGGUUGACUAGUAUGAUGGCCGUGGACAACUCUCUCUCCCACUCACCUUUUCCCAUUAUCCAUGACUCGUCUCUCACCCAGGUCGGUCGCAAUCGUCGUCGUUGCCUGCGUUCUAGGGAUCACAUUUCGCAGUAUCGUAUUUGCACCGCCUAAUAAUACCAUCAUCGAGGUCGAGGUUCUAACUUCACCGCAUUCUGAUUCUCCCACGUCGCCACACUCUCCCAUAUCUCCUAACUAUUUUACAGAAGACGACCGAUUCGGCUCUGUUGAUGACAUACCAAACACUGACCAUGUAUGGGAGAAACAGCCUCCUCCACUCGGCCAUCAUCAUUAUGGUGAUGACGGUUUGCUCGUGGUCAACCCAAACGGUCCUCAUCCAAUAUUUGAGCUUAUCGACCGAGCUGAGAAGGCUUGGGAAAAGAAGCUUGGCCGCGCAAGCAAGACACUAGCUGAAGCCGUCGCAGAAUACAAACGAAGAUACCACAGGCCUCCUCCCAUUCACUUCGAGAAAUGGUGGGACUAUGUAGUGGCACACAACGUCCAACUUCCAGAUGAAUACGACGAGAUAUACCAAGAUUUGGAGCCUUUCUGGGGCAUUGAUCCCCUGGAUUUCCAGAAGAACAUAGAGGAACUGGAGGCGCAAGAAAAUACUGUCGUUAUUGCAAAAACAGACAAAAGCUCCUCGGUCGAGGUCGUCGGCUAUCGUUUACCACCAGAUAGUGUCUCAAGGCUCAUCAGUCGCAUUGACAAUGUCCUACAACUCCUCCAGGAUAUAAAAGAUGAUCUGCCUCCUUUCCGUGCCGUUUUUUCGCCUCAUGACAAUCCCUCUAUGCUAUCGGAUUAUGGUGUUAAAUCCAUGGCACUUGACGCGGCCGCUUCCCGUUACACUCUGAAACAGAAUGAAUUUCCACCCGUGCAGCGGACAGGGUGGCUUUCUGCCUGCCAUUCAUCAUCUCCCGCGUGGCAACAUCCCGUCGAUCUCGAUAAACCCGCCGAGCACCCAUUGAACAAAACCUUCAUUUCCGACCAUCGCCUCUCUAUGGACCCGUGCCUGAAUCCUUCUCUUUUCCGCAGCCACGGCCAGUUUUUGUCGCACGACGCAGGGCCGGAUCCUCGGAGCACGCUCGUUCCGCGUUUUUCCCUCUGUUCGACUGUAAUUCAUCAUGAUAUUCGACCGGCUGUUCCCUACAGCUGGGUCGAGGACCUUCCUGACUCAGACAACCCGCCAUGGGAAAAGAGGACAGACGAAAGAUUACUCUGGCGUGGCACUAAUACUGGCAUAUUUCAUGGCGCCAAGACCAGAUGGCGGCAAGGGCACAGAGACCAUAUGAUACAGUUUGUCAACGAUAUGGCAGGAACAGCGGACGUGCUUCGUUCGCCUCUGAAUGACUCUGAGCCUGUUGGAGAGCCCGUACCUUUGCGCAAAGCAUACCUCAAUCCUGCGUUGAUUGACAUUCAAUUCGCCGGAAAGGCAGGUUCUUGCGAAGACCUCUGUGAUCAGCUGGAUAGACUUUAUGACUGGAGAAAAAUGCAAACGCUUCAAGAGGCUGGCAAUUAUAAAUAUGUCUUUGAUAUCGAUGGACAUGGGUGGUCAGGGCGGUUUAAGCGCCUCAUCACAUCGAAUGCACUUGUAUUUAAAACUACGAUAUACCCUGAGUGGUUUAUGGAUCGAAUUGCACCUUGGGUACACUAUGUGCCUGUGCAGAUAGAUUUAUCUGAUUUAUAUGAUGCGUUCACUUUCUUCCGUGGCGGACCUCAAGGAGAAGGUGCGCAUGAAGACUUGGCGAAGAAGAUAGCAGGAGCCGGGCGCGAAUGGAGCAAACAAUACUGGAGACAGGAAGAUCUGACAGCAUACACGUUCCGUUUAUUCCUCGAGUAUGCACGCGUCUCCAGUCUUGAUCGUGAGGCAAUGACAUACAAAGAAGACUUGUAGUAGUUCGUACUGGACUUUUCUAGGAUCACGCGGGUUGAUGGACAUACGGUACAUAUAUGGGUAAUCUUUAUUGCCGAGUUCCCCGGUUAUUCCAUGAUGCUCUCGUGGACAAUGACAAGUUGCAACUGCUUUGAUACGAGGGGCCAUUGA